Messenger RNA from Bacillus rossius redtenbacheri, 11549 nucleotides. RefSeq names its product putative nuclease HARBI1. The transcript has 3 exons. The record is from RefSeq and is a predicted model, not a curated record. The coding region runs from base 8915 to 9856 and encodes 313 amino acids. NCBI's taxonomy places the organism in Eukaryota, Metazoa, Arthropoda, Insecta, Phasmatodea, Bacillidae.
UAUUUCUCUUAAUCGUUAAGAAAUUGGAAGUAAUUUUUUUUAUUUAAUGAAACUGGAUGGAGCUACUGCAGCGAUGCUUAUUGAAACCACAGCCAUGAUCGAGACCGAAAUGAAACUGAACCAUAGAUGCAGAAUUCUAUUCAACCGUAAAAUUGUGUUUUGAAGAAAGUUUUAAAAGCAAAGCUGCUUUCAUUUCAGCAGUAUCUGUUUCUUAUUUCCUAUUGGUAGAACCAGCAAUGAUUUUUUUUUUGUGCUUACACAGAAACGAAAAUGGUGGCUACGAUGUGUUUGUUUUUGUUACGUGUUGCAUUGAAUUAUUCUCAAGGAAGUGUUCCCGCAGAUACCAAUUACUUUUUCUGCGGUGUAGGGCUAGGUAGAUAAUGUAAAGCUUUUGCUAAUCUCUGGACAAGACCUCUCGGUACUUAAAUAAUGUGGACGCUGGACGAUGAGAGAAAAAAAAACUCAGUGUAGGCCUAUAUGUGGUGAAAGUGAAAGGUGUUAUUUGGGCUAUUUGUUUGUGCGUUGGUAAUAAAUAAUCGUGAAAUGUGGACGUACACAUUGCAGGUAAAUUAUAGUUUUCUGUUUACUAGUUCAGGAAUAACUUGUUUAAUUUUUCAUAACAAAGUGAUUUUGUUAACCUAGAAGUAAUAACAUCUUGAGUAGGUACAGGCAAAUAGUAUUUACUUUUUUUUAGGGGGUAAAUCUGAAUGCAUUGUAGUAAAAACCCUUCCUUUAUCAUAUAAGCACAUCUACGACACAAUUUAAAUACGAUAAAUAUUUACAUGGCUAUCCACAGUUGCGUAAAAGUGUCAAGGUCUUGAUUGAACAUUUGGAAUAAACAUAUUCGGUAAUUAUCAUGACUAGUCCGUCUUCCUUAAAAAAAAAUUUAAAAAUUGACAAUACUUUCAUUUUGUGCUAAAAAAAUUACUCUUUUUAACACAACUUGCGGAAAAGUGACAAGGGCUAAUUAAUCGGCUCUGUUGGUAUUGUUUGGCUCAACGGGGCGGUCCCAUAAAAUUAUUGUUUUGGCGUUUUUAGCAAGUAGGUAUACCUUCCAGACUCUGGCGUUAAGAAAGGAGGGUUAAAAAAAUUGUUUGGAAAUAAAACUAAGUGUAAUUUAGUAAAUUUUUCUAUAAUGGGAUGGUUUUUGAAUUGGUGUAUAUUUUAUAUAGUUUUGGGGUAAGGAACCCAAUAUAUGGUAAAUAUGUAGUUGAGCGGUAUUUGCGAAAAAAAAAUGUUAAAAAUCCAAAAAUACCUUUAUUAGACGCUCUUCAACUUCCUCUUUUCAUUAAAAGCGGCGGAGGUAAGAAAUUCCAAAUACUUUAGGAGAUAUCAAAUUUUUAAAUUUCAUCAUAUGUAGUUGAGCGGUAUUUGCGAAAAAAAAUGUUAAAAGUCCGAAAAUACCUUUAUUAGAUGCUCUUCAACUUCCUCUUUUCAUUAAAAGCGGCGGAGAUAAGAAAUUCCAAAUUUGAGGGGGGAAAAAGGCAUGCAGUAGGAAUAAAAAUGUAAAUUUUCUCGUUUGUGAUGACCUGACAGAUUUUGAAACACAUCCUUCAACAACUAAGUUAAACAACCCUGUUAUUGCACAUGUACAGGGCCUCAUGGUAGUUUGAGAAAAAAUAAAUAAAAUAAUUAUUUUUGGUAUAUAUGGCAAUUGUUUGCAUACAGCAGAAAUACACUACGGAAUCUCCGCUGUCAUAAUUGAUAGGGCACAAAUUUGUUUGAUAUGAAUGGGUGUUCGCUAGAUAGCCUAAAAACAUGUUGCUUAACGAUUUGAAUACAAGUUUUGCAUGAAAAUAUUAUUGUUUGUGGGUUUUAUAACAAGUUGCACACACCUAGAACAGACCAUAGUGUGUGCCUCACACACUUUGCAAAAUAAAAUAUUGUUUUUUUAAGAGAACUCAUUAAUUUUUAACUUCAAAAUCUUACUAAAUUGAGAACUAACAUAGGGGAUAUUUUGUUAAAAAUUGGAUUUGACAUUUUCUCAACUGUGUGUUCUUUAUUGGAUGCUACAUUUGCGACUUAGGCUGUCGUUACAGCGUUUAGACAAAGAAAGAGUGAUGUGCAGAUGUCACUUUAAAAACGUAUCAGGUAAAAAAUGAUGGGAGAUAUUUUGUUUAGAAUUAUAUUUCCAACAUUUUCUGUAAGAGUGUAUUUUUUUUUCUGCUAGAUAUAAAGAAUAUUUGUUAAUGGGGGUUUUUACUGUAAAAUACAUAUAUGUAGUUAUUAAUUUUUUUAUCCCCUCCCCAAAGAAAUAUACUAUUAUCCAAAAAUUUCUACUAUUCAAAAUAGCACAAGACCAGACAGUUUCAGAUAUAGAGGCUACACAACUAGAUUUGAACCUAGAGUGAACACUGUAUGAAGCUGGUGCUUACAAAGAAGAUAAAUUAAUCCUUUAUGUGUUGUAGGAGUGCUUCGGCUCAGAAUAAGGGAGAUGAACACGAGUUCCUAAACUGAGGGUGGACAGUUUGCUGAUUGUGCUAUGUUAAAUAAAAAUUGAGUGCUUACAUUGUUAAACCAUGCAUAUUUUUUCUUCAACAUUUUCCUCCCCCUUUUUCCCCUCUUUUGGCAUGAAAGAAGAAAUUUGUAUAGUAAAUAUUAGUGGAGAGUGUGUUCAGUCACAUAUGUAAUUGUAUUGACAGGGAGAUUGCCUAAGCAUAUCUCAUGUAGAUUUUUUUAAUUCUGGUACUUCGCCGAUUACUUAUUUUGAGUUUCAUAUCAGCAGAAUACAAUGACAGUCCAUGUACAGUGGUGCUUGAUGUGCUCUACCAACAUUUGAAAAAUAUUAUAAAUAUGUCCCUUUUGCAAUAGGGUUGUAAUAUUUUAGCUGAAUUGCAGUAACCUUUUGUUAAUAUUUCAUAAAAAUUUUGCAAAAUUUGUUUUGCAAGUUAAAAUUUUUUGCAUAAAUGUUAAAUUUGCAACAGGUGUGUUCAAAAUAUCGCAGCAACCAAUUAUUCAUAUUUAUUCCAUAUACUUUAAAUAUUGCAGCAAUGUUUCAUUUGCAACAGGCUUGCUCAAAAUCUUGCAGCAUUCAUUUCUUAAUAUUUAUUUCAUGUACAUAUGUAAUUGCAGAAAUGUUUCAUUUGCAACAGUAGUGUUCAAAAUCUUGCACCAAUAUUGCUGGAACCUUUUAUUAAUAUUUAUUUAAUGUUUUUAAAAUAUUUUGUUUUGCUAUCGUAAUCAUUUUUUGUACAUUUUAUAUAUGUUUUUACAUUAUAUUUUUAAAAUGUUUUGAAAUGUUGCAACAAUGUUUUAUUUGCAAUGGGUUUGUGCUACUCAUAACAUUGCUGCAAUGUUUCUGCAUAUUUUAAAUACAUUUUAAAAUCAUUUUUGUAAUAUUUAAAAAAAUAUUUUUUAAAUAUAUCCUUGCUGGUUGGGUAGGUUAGCCAGAACUUUAACUGCAAGGUAGACGUUAACAGGGAGUCAUAAAACCGAAAUAAGAGCUAGCUUGCGGUUAAAUUUUAGCCGGAACUUUAGCCGGAGGUCAUAAAACCGGCCCUAAAUGCUUCAUGUCUUUAAACCAAAAAUAAACAAACUAUUAAUCAACUCAUAGGAAAGGUAUUUGGAGAGCUAAAAUCAAUUAUUGAAAGCAAUAUGGCCACCACAAACAAGAAAAUGCACAGAAGGUACAGCACAUUUGAUCAAGUGCCAAUCCACAAAUGAGCACCUAAACAACACUUAGUUUAAACAGGUGCAUCAUAUUCACACAAAACACAAGUCCAACAGAUACUACACAAAAAUCUCAAAGUUAUUUGCAUCAUUAUCAAACAUUUAAACUCUACUGGCCAUUACACCUUGCCUGCUGCCAAUCUCUCUCUCUCUCUCUCUCUCUCUCUCUCUCUCUCUCUCUCUAAUGCCUCAUGAUGAUGUUGGUGAUGGUCCUGCUGCUCCAUGCCUAACUCAUUUUUUUUCCUAACCUAACUUAAACUAAGUGUGUUUGGGAGGGGUCCGGGUUAGGGAGGGACCUAAGUGCGUCCAGGCCGAAGCCUAUCACGCCUUAGUCAUGCUGGGAUUAGCCAUGCAGGGAAAGGGUUGCAUGCAUCAUGUGCUAGGAGGGGAUUGGCCAGCCAUGGCAGCGAUUGUUGCCAUGACUCCCCUCACUCUUAUCUCUAGUCUAAACUACUAGUUAAGUUGGGGCAAGGUAAAACCUGCAUAGACACAGGGAAAACCCUGGGCACUUUCAUGUGGGAUGCAAGUUUGCAUGCAUUAAAUGUAGGAAAGUACAGGAGACAGAGGAUGGUCUGGAUGAAGAGUUGGCCAGAGUAGAAAGAUUCUACCAUGCAGGGGUUGGGCACUUGGACUUUAGGUCCGCUUUGAUGUCUUCUCCGGGACUGGUAUUUGAUGGCCAGGGAUGCAAGCGCCUCUGGUGGUGAGUGUAAUAACAAACCACUCACAUCCGCUCCAGAUAGCAGCACCUAUAAAGGCCCUGUCACACUGUCAAAUAUAUUGUAUCCAAUAAACUGGACAACAAAAUUUGAAGGGUGAUUUUGGAUGAAAUACGUCUUCAAAUAUAUUGUAUUCAAUAUUAUUUGACGAGCAAAGUAAAAUAUAUUUGAAGUCAUUUCACACUAUCAAUUUUCUUUGAGUGAGCUCGUUUUACCAAACAUUCUGUAGAGAACUGUAAAUGACAGUAUUUAGAAUCAAAAACAAAUUUUGGGUCAAGGAACGCGGGCUUUUUUAAGUAGGUUAUAUUCCAAUUUAGGUAUAUUGUGAUCAUACACAGUUUAAAAUUUACGUUUUCCAGGUGUUUGCAAUGCCUGCAUUAAGAGCAUCAAAGUGUUUUAAAAGCUGUAGCUGUAAUUGUAAUUGUAGCAAGUCUCAGUAAACUAGAAGAGAAAUCUAAGAAAAGGAAACGCAGAUGGUGGACGAGACAGUGGAUACUUUCCCGGCAAACAAAUGGUGUUUUACCCCUUUUUGUCAUGAACUUCGAUACGAAGAUGCCGAUUCAUUUCCGAACUAUGUAAUAAUGGAUUCUGAAAGUUUUGAUCUUCUUUCAAUUGUGGAGUCUCGCAUUGCAAAGAAGGAUACUCAUUUGUGCCAGUCUAUACCAGCAAAGCAGAGGCUGGCAGUUACAUUAAAAUUUUUGGCGACAGGGGAAUCAUUUAAGUCCCUUAUGUUCUCUACAAGUAUUCCACACAACACCAUCUCAAAAUUUUUACCUGAAAUUUGUAGUGCAAUUUAUAGUGCUCUUCAAAAACAAUAUUUAAAGGUAUGUUUAGUAAGAAUAAAGCAUAUAAUUAAAUGUAAAUCUGUAAGUAGGCAUAUCCCUUCUCAUUCCCGCUUAUUUUCUCACCCAACUAGCUGCUGUUGUAUGGACACUUUCACUUGUAUUUCAUCAAAAUUGUUCCUAUACUUUAAAGUGAAUGUGUUAAUUUUUGCUGUGUUUAGAAAUUGGCAAUUUUGUUUUAUUUUGAAUUAAGUGUAUUUACUGUUACAAACCUCAACCUGAGUCUUUAAGCUAACUUCACCUCAGUCACAUUAUCUCUUUAAAAUAAUUUUUUAACGAGAUAUUAGACCAGGUAUGCUUGUUUCGUACAGCCUGGGAAGUAUAGGCUUACUGACAAGGAUCUGCUACACAAAUAUUUACAUUCACGAAAAAUGGUAUUACUUUCAAAACUUAAAUAAUAAUAAUUGAACACGUAGGCAGAAUUUUAAUAUUUCUAGGCCUUUCUUGCAAAUCACCAGAGCUACUUGCUUACUCAGAGAUGCUACUUUAACACAAGUCAGUACCAUCUAUUGUCAGGAAAUUAUGAGUCUAUAUUCCAGAAAAUUCCAGACAAUACUUACAGAGUAGCAGCUAUUGUGAAAUAAGGAGAACAAUGACUUAUAAGAAAGAUUUUUGGGUAAGCCAAAAUAAUUUUAGUUACAUUAAGUCUCUGAAUUGAAAUAUUUUAAAAUUUAUUUUAGGUGUUAUUAAUUUGGAUUUGUAGGUAAAAGUUCCGAAAUGCAUAUCCUAGUUUUGAUACCUCAUUCCUGAUGGCACAUUUUGUACGCAAUGCUUGCUGUUUUAAUUUAGUGUAUCAACAAUACCUGAACAUAAGCAGAACUGGUAUAGCAGUCAAAUAAUGAUCGUAAGUUGAAUAUAAGAUGUUUUCUGGUUUAAGGACCAUAAUAUUCCAAAACUACAGUAACUUCUUUUAGUCAAAUAUAUUAACCUGCACUUCCGUACAUACAGAUUCAAUUGAAGGAAAAUAUACAAUAACAAUUACAUAUUCCAGCAGGAAAUAAAAUAGUAUUAAUUCAAUUACUGCAUUUAUUUCCCAUUCGCCAUUGCUGAUAUUUAAACUAUUACACUUCGGAAACGGAAACAAAAGCGGCCGCUUUAUUUUAGAUAACUCUGAUUGGCUGAUCCCAUCCAACAUCCAACAUAUUUUAGAACCAGUCCUAUACGUAAAAUAUUGGAAGGAAACUCUAGACAUUCAAUCUCUCAAAUAAACAUGGCUGCGAUAGUGACGUUUAACGUGACGUCACAACCCUCAAAGAUAUUGGAUCCAACAUAUUGGAAGGUGUUGGAAGCUAAAAUUUGACAGUGUGACAGGGCCAUAACUAAAAGAAAGAAAAUUAAUCAUCCUACAGACUAAACUUAUUUUAGUAAAUGCAUGUUGCGCAGGCUAACAUACCUUAACGGUACUUUAAUUAAGCAUAACUACAACUAUGUUUUUGGCUUUUGGUUUUUUAGAUUUUUUAAAUUUUUUAAUUUUUUUUUUUAAAUUUUUUUACUAUAUAUAUUAUAUAACAUAAUAUAUUCUAAUGUAAUUAAAUUAACGUCUAUUCACUAGUUAUAGUCGAAGAACUGUCGGUGUAUAGGUUUAAAGGCGAAUGAAGAAAGGGCAUUCAUAUUUUAUUAUUUUUAUUAAUUAAUUGAGGUUUUAUAUGCGUGCCACUUUCGAAAGACGCCGCCCAUUAGCAUACAGCAUGCCACUCGUAUCGGUAUCUUCAAAUCGAUCGGUGUAUAUUUGCACUGAAUGCCCAGGCAAGCGCCUCCAGUCAUGGAACGCAAUCUACAGUUAGUUGUUAAUUUAAUUUAAUUCGUCACCUCGCACUUUAGCAUGGCCAUGCCCAUAGAUGCAGUCAGCUUGCCACCCUAUUUAGCCGGUGUAUAAUUUUGCUGUUGGCAAGGCAGGCCCACCGCUGUACUAGGCUUUUCAUUGCUGAAUAAUUACAGCCUCCUUGUUUAUUUAGUAUUUAUAAGUUAAAUUAUUAUUGUUGAAAGUGUUACUCACGUAGGAAAUUUUCCAUGUAGGCAGGGCUGGGUUCAGUGGCGGAUCCAGGAUUUGGGUUUGGGAGGGGCUUGACCUAGCUGAGGCUAGGCUUUAUCAAGGCAAACACUAAAACAAUAGUGGACCCAGCAGCUUUUGGAGGGGGCUUGAGCCCCUUAGCCCCCCCUCUGGAUCCGCUACUGGCUGGGUUCCAUGCGCAUGAACCUGUGCGCGUGAUUGGCCAGUGGGCCGGCCAAUCACAGAGCAUCUAGGGCGGCCUGUGCGUCAGGAUUGAGAUAGGCAUUUUAUAUUUGCGAUAAAAUUCCGGGUCGCGGUCUCCGAGAGAGGAAAUAUACAUAUUUGCGCACAAGUGUCACUUAUCAUAAAAUUUCUGUGCAGUUCUGACAUAAUAAUCUUUCAAUAGUUCGAGUUUAAGCUCCCUGUGCAUAGCCCUGACGAACAGUACACAGGCGCAUCUGUCGCGAUACGAAUGCUCUUGUUCUGUAUUCGCUGCAGCUUUAUUAAAUGGCUUUCAGCCGCAGUUGCCCAGACUGGAUGCCUAACUGGUCAAAAACCCGGGCUUAUAUACCCAUUUCUCACCCCCCUUCCCACCUAUUGCCCCUCCAAAUCUCGGGAUUAAUAGAGAUUAUUUUCGAAUGUUCUAGAAGGAUCUUCAUACCAGUUCACAUAAUCGAUAAACAACCAAUUUCCGGGAUUUAUUCUUCUUCUUGCUAAAUCCGGAGUUGGUAACAAUGAAUUCGAUAUUGUGUAGGAAUGAAGUCUCCAAUUUGUCUAUGGUAUUUUGUUUGAAAGUGCACUGUCUUCUGCCGCACACAGCCGUAGCCUAUCUAUGAGUCGUGACGUCACAAGAUGUCAGUUUAUUCCUACACGUCAACAUGAAAGGUAAGCUACUUAAUGAUCUUAAAUGUUUGUGUGCAGGGUCGUAAAUUAACGUCUCGUGACCACACACGGUCACAGGAUUCAGGUGGCAGAAAACCUAAUCGCAGAGCUUACUUUUAAUAGAAAAAUCAGAUAUUCGGCAAAAACGUAUAGAAUAUCUCAAGAGUAUGUGUCAAUAUAGAAACGAUGAACGCACAGUUAUAUACAUGGAUGAGUCGUACAUAUUGUCGCCUCAUGUAAAAAAUAAAAUGUGGAGUGACAUGUCCUAAAAUGGUUUACUAGUGCCUGUCACGAAGAAUCAAAGAUUAAUAAUGAUUCACGCAGGUGGAGAAAACGGUUUUAUCCUAUAUGCUCUUGCAAUGUGGAAGUCGCACCAGGCAACAGGGGAUUAUCACAAAAACAUGAAUAAAGAUAAUUAUGAAAAAUGGUUCACCGAACAAUUAAUACCAAAUCUUCCACCAAACAGUGUUGUUGUGAUAGAUAAUGCUCCCUAUCACUGACAUCGACACAAGUGUCUCCCCUGCUCAUAAAGUCCGUUAUGCUGCGCCAACCCCUGAUCCUCCCCUGCCCCGUGCAGUGAUAAUGUGUUAUGAGGAACAUACUUUUAUAUUUAAUAAUGUGACAUGUAUAUUAUUUUAUGUAUAAUUUUUUCCGUAAACUUUAGUAAUUAUUAUUAUACGUGUUUCUAAAAUAUUAUGUGAUAUAUUUUACGUUGCUGCCACCGGGCGACGAAGCCGUGGCCAACACCCGGAAUCUCUCCGAGCGCUUCACGUGUCGCGGAGUAGGGGGAGGACGGGCGGAGAGGCAGACGUGGCAUGAGAGGGGGCAAUUGGCAUCUGGCGGCUGGACGAGGCGGUCGCACGGUGAGAUGCAGAGCCAAGAGCACCGACAGAAAUCAUGCAGUCUCGCCACUGAACAAACUGUUGCUGACACUGCGAUUUUAUGCCCUGGGAACAAUGCUAUCCAGUGUUGGCGAUUUUGUAGGUGUCAGUAAAGCAACAGCUUCUAGAAUAAUUAAAGAAGUGACUUUUGGAAUUGCUUCAUUGAGACCUGUAUAUAUUAGGAUGCCAUCGACUGAGCAAGAAAUAAGAAAUGCUCAGACAAAUUUCUACGAAAUGGCCCAGUUUCCAAAAGUAAUUGGUGCUAUUGAUUGCACACAUGUAAGACUUCAGUCCCCAGGUGGUCAAAAUGCUGAGUACUUCAGGAAUAGGAAAGGGUAUUUUUCCUUAAAUGUUCAGACGGUGUCAGAUGCCCACCUGAAAAUCUGUGACAUUGUUGCUCGUUGGCCAGGUGCAACACAUGAUCAGACAGUUUUCAAUAAUUCAAACCUCUGCCAUCAGUUUGAGAAUGGAAACUUUCGCAGUGGAAUUCUGCUUGGAGACAGUGGUUAUGAAAAUAGGGUUUAUUUGUUGACACCUCUUCUUCAUCCAGAAACUCCUGCAGAAAACAGGUACAAUGAAGCACACAUUCGUACACGUAAUGUUGUUGAAAGACAAUAUGGUGUUUUGAAGCGAAGGUUUCCCAUUUUAAGUUUGGGGAUGAGGUUGUCUUUGCCAGUUGCCCAAGCUGUUGUUGUGGCUGUAGCUAUUCUGCACAACAUUGCAUUGGAUGCCGCAGAAGAGCAGCCACCAGACGACCCUGAUCUUGUACAGAAAGUUCCACAAGACCAUCAGUGGAAUGAUGAAGCGGCAGUCAUGGCUGGCAAUGACAUAUUGCGCAGAAAUUUGAUAAAUAAUUUUUUUUUAAAUUUACGUUAAUAUAAGUUGCUGGCAAAUGUUAAAAGCAAGUAGGCCUAUGAUUCGAAAAAAUAAUUUGUGGUUGUUAAUGUAUAUGAUGAAUGUGUAAGAUAAAGAUGCAUGAGAAUAAAAAAAAUUGGUUAAGAUAAUUCAGUAUAGUGUGUACUCAUAUUGUUUCAGGUGCCUUUGUAAGGAGUGAUUUUAAGUUUCUUGUGCCACUAAUAAGUACUUUCUGCAGGAAUAAAAAUACUACCAAUUACAGCAAUAGUUAAAGAUAUAUUUUUAAUAUAAAUGUAAUUUGUACUGGAGACAAAAGAUUUGUGCAUCAAUUUUGAAUUGGAUGUUGCUACAUAUCUGCAUAAUCACACUAAGCAUUUAUUUUUACUUUUUGACAAUCAUUUCAACUUGACAUGUAAAAACUACUUUACUUUUACUUCUAUAACAUAUAUAUUUUAACAACGUUGAAAGAAAUUGUAUUCAAAGAAUACGGUGAAUUAAUGUAGUGAUGCUAGUUUCCUUUCUUCAACAGCCAGCUUAAUUUUUAGCAAUGCUAUUUCCAUUUCGUGCUUCUCUUUUUGAUGGAUUAGAGUCUGCUGUAGUACUUCCUUCUGCAAUUCUACUAAGCUGGUUUUAUGCUCUGCCAAAUCUUCAAAUUUUUUCAUUGUCAUGCUUCCAGAAGACUGCACUUUCUUUGUAUUUCGUCUUCUCCUGUAUGCUAGUUGUGCAUCUCCAAGAUAUUUGCCUAGAAAUAAUGAAAACAUCCUCAUUACUUUAAAAUACAAGAUGCAAAGAAUGUAUUUUUAACAUAAGUGUGCAAUCUGUAAACAAACACUCCAUACAAUCCAUACUAAAAUGUGGUUUUAAUGUAUAAUUUUGUCACAUCACGGGAGCCUUAUGUAUAGGCCUACCACCUAUGUAGCAGCGUGUGUUAUUUACUACUGCUGAGAAAACAAUAUCUCUGUUCCCAGCAUUUUUAUUGGUUAGCAAAAUCAACAAAAAUAUUCUUGGUAAUAAAUUAAUUUAAAAAAAAAAAAUGAAACACUAGCUUGUAACUUUAUGGAUUUUAACUAGUACUAUAUAUAUCCCCACUACCAGAUUUUAUUACAAUACAUCAAUGAACCUCUUUAUUAUUUACUGAAUCUCACUCUCAGCUAACAGAGUGAGCAUAAACGGUAUCUUUUCAAUACAUGUACCAAUAUGCAGUUUGUCCUUGUUCUGCAAUUUGUGACUGUGAGAAGCAAUGAAGCCAACAUUUAUUGAUAAGCAAGUAUGAUUUAUUUUUGUGAUUUCUAAUGAAGAUAACUUUUUAAAUUUCUUUCUUUCUAGGAUAGAACCACAUAUAUUUGUCUGAAAACAUUUACGACUGUUAACAACAAACAAACUUUACCUGUUGAAAUAUCUUUAUGAUACAUUACUUAGGACAGAAAACUGGUACCACAUAGCUAAAGUCUGAUAAGUUACUGGUAGACAGAAAUUGAUAAUUUUAAACAAUUCAAAAAAACAAUAAAAUGCUACUUAUUGGCAAUUUACUCUGUGGAAAAAUACCUUAAUAACUAAUUAAAAACAAUUAAUUUCUAGCUGGCCUUAUGUAAUAAUUUUGUGGUGGGAGUUUGUUAUAUGUGUUAUGCAUAGCAAAGCUACUUCUUUUAGAGACCUAUUAUAUUUCUAUAAACUGAGACUCACAUUUUGUAUGUGCAUUUAUGAAUAUUACAUA